Molecule: messenger RNA, 502 nt
Organism: Capsella rubella
Lineage: Eukaryota; Viridiplantae; Streptophyta; Magnoliopsida; Brassicales; Brassicaceae
Product: S-protein homolog 5
Exons: 1
Coding region: 46-489 (147 amino acids)
Source: RefSeq, a predicted model, not a curated record
UUUACGGAAAAUACAAAUUAUAUUACAAACCAGCAAAAUACAUCCAUGGUUUCCUCAACAAAUCACCUGCUAAUCACAUUUCUAGUUAUCUUCAAUACGUGCUUCGCGUUUGGAAACUUGUCAUUUGUCGAUGGAGGGUUCCUAUUCUCACCAAAACAUGUUGUGAUCUACAACACAUUGAACUCACAUGAAGGAUUAGUCGUGCACUGUAGGAAUAAAGGGAAAGAUUUGACGUUUCCUGCGAUCCAAUCUCAACAAAGUGUAGGUUUCAAGUUUCAUGUCAAUCUACGCAGAACAACAACAUACACUUGCACAUUUACUUGGUUAGGAAAUGUGAAGACGUUUGAUAUUUUUAGAGUAGAUAGAGACGAUAGUUCAAAAAGUAAAUGUGGAAUAUGUAGAGAAUGUAUUUGGUAUAUAAAUGAGUCAGGUCCAUGUCGUGCUAGACGCGAUGGAGGGACUCCUUACUGUUUUCAAUGGCCAUCUUAAUCAUCUUAAAAUA